Messenger RNA from Sinocyclocheilus grahami, 3953 nucleotides. Its product is annotated as protein tyrosine phosphatase receptor type Q. Gene Ontology annotation, molecular function: protein binding; protein tyrosine phosphatase activity. Gene Ontology annotation, biological process: peptidyl-tyrosine dephosphorylation involved in inactivation of protein kinase activity. The transcript has 28 exons. NCBI's taxonomy places the organism in Eukaryota, Metazoa, Chordata, Actinopteri, Cypriniformes, Cyprinidae. The record is from RefSeq and is a predicted model, not a curated record. Gene Ontology annotation, cellular component: signaling receptor complex.
AUGGUCCUACCAGCCACUGAGGAGACAGCAGACUUGUCCUCUGAUCACAUCAUGUAUGUGGUCAGAAGACUGAGUCCUUUCACUAAGUACACAUUUAGUGUGACAGCAAAAAACAUCAUUGGAGAAGGACCUGCCACAGAAGUUACAGUGAAAACAACUGAACAGGUGCCCAGCUCUGUUCAGAAUGUGUCCUAUCAGAACCUGACCUCCACUUCUAUCCGUGUUACUUGGGAGCCACCGCUCAACCCUAAUGGCAAGAUAACUCACUACACUGUGUAUGCAGAAAAUCUCCUUACAAAUCAGCAAUUACAAAAGAUGACAGACACCACCACCGCAGUGCUCACAGAUCUGGACAAGUACAGCAGUUAUAAGGUACGAGUGGCAGCGUCCACCGCCAUUGGGGAAACUCCAUUGACCGAUGAAGACUACAUCUUCGUUAUGACACUAGAGGAUGAGCCGGAUUCACCCCCGCUGGAUCUGGCCGUAGUGAAAACCACCUCCUCCACCGCUACACUCACCUGGUCUCCGCCAGAGAAACCCAACGGCAUCAUCCGCCUGUAUGAGGUCUCCUACACCAACGGCACAUACAGCAACACAGUCAACAGCACAUCGCCCAGCGCCACACUGCGCUACAUGAAGCCGUACACACAUUACAAUGUGACUGUCAGUGCGUUUACGCUAUACGGACACGGCAACCAGAUUUCUGAUACUCUACAGAUGCUGUCGGGGGAGGAUGUGCCUGGCAGCCCACCUUACGAUUUGACCUAUGAGGACAUUGGAUCCAGCGAGGUCAACGUGUCAUGGUCGCCCCCGCUUCUUGCUAACGGCAUCAUCCUCUUCUACAAUGUGGAAUACUGGAAUGCCACACACAGUCUGAACCAAACCACACAUGUGCCUUAUGUCACCCUGUCCAACCUGCGAAAGUAUGCGCGCUACCGCAUCAGCGUGCAGGCUGCCACACAGGUCGGCAUGGGCAACCACACGAGCGAGAUCCUGAACAUCACCACACUGGAGGAUGUACCCAGUUCUUCUCCAAAAUUCCUAAUCGCCAGGAAAUUGAAUGAUACUGAGGUAGAGUUGUCCUGGAAACCUCCCGAAGAGGCCAACUCUGAGAUUUUAUACUACAUAGUGAGAGUGUGGAAUCUGAGCUCUGAGUUUGUCGCCAAUGUGACGAAGACGUCAGUGGUGGUGAGUGUGGAUGGACUGGGUCAAUACAAUGCCUCCGUGAGCAGCUGGACUCGACUCGGAGAUGGAGGAAUGCUGAUUUACAUCACAUUCAGUACCAUAGAAUCAGCCCCCUCUGACCCUCCACAGAAUGUGUCAUACACACUCCUCACCACCACUACAGUGCGUCUCAGCUGGAGUCCUCCGAACGAACCCAACGGCGUCAUCCAAUACUACACAAUCUACUACAUCCACAAUUAUACAGAGUAUUAUCAGACGGUUUCGGGUUCAGAGCACUGGUGGGUGUUGUCUGAUCUGAAGGCAGGACAUGAAUACAGUGUAUGGAUGAGUUCCAGCACUUCAGUUGGUGAUGGGGGAGUGUUCAGUCCCCGUCUAAACUUCACCAUGUUAGAGGACGACCCUGAUGCCCCCCCUGGUGCCAUAUCAGUGUUUCCUUCUCCCACUGGGUUAAAGAUUGUGUGGGACGAACCGUCGGUCAUCUCAGGGCCCACCUCAUACAUCAUUGACAUCACUGCUUUGGACGGUUCGGUUUAUAACAUAAGCCUAGUGCGGUAUUCAGAGGAGAUCAGGGCGGUGGUUGUUGGGAACCUGACUGCAUUUACCCUGUACUCUAUUACCAUCACCGCCUUCACGGGACAGCUUUCCGAUGCUCGCACAGAUGGCAAAGCAUCUGAACCCGUCCUCGCCAGAACCCUGGAGGACGAGCCCAAAGAUCCUCCCAAAAACGUGACAUUGACGGUGAUCCCAGAGGAAGUGACACGUGUUUAUGUAAUGUUCUCUCCACCGGAUGAGCCGAACGGAAACAUUAGUGCCUACCAUGUCGUCAUCUAUCGCAACGGACAACUGGACUUCUUCAUCAAUAGCCUGCCUGUGAUCAGCAACCCUAAUAAUACCAUGAUGGCCAUUAUAGAUGGACUGAAGGGUGGAUUCAAUUACAGCAUAAGGAUAGCAGCCGUGAAUGGAGCUGGUUUAGGACCAAGUUCAGAGGUUCAGGUGACCACAGGUGUAAAAGCACCACCCAAACCGUCGAGGAGGCCGCGGGCUGCUCUGAGCAACGCAGGUGUCAUCAUCUCUACCUCCAACACCAUCACCAUUGAGAUGCCUGAAUGUUUCUUUGCAGAUGACCAUGGACCAAUCCAAAAAGUCCAGGUCAUUGUUUCUGAACCAGCAGUGAUGGACUACGGUAAUCUGUCAAACUGGAAAAGUGUUUUCCUCUACCCUACCGCACCGUACCUGACCGACGAGGGCUUCUUGAACCCAAAGUGCUUGGAGAAAGCAGAGCGCAUGAGCACAAACACUAAAACAUACAUUAUAGGAGCAGAUGAGGGCUGCCUGUCUGAAGAUGCCAAGACACUUUGUAACGGACCCCUCAAACCCAAAACAUAUUAUGUGUUCAAAUUUCGGGCAACAAACAUCCGUGGGCAGUACACAGACUCGGAGUACUCAGAUAGGGUCAGAACCGCAGAUAACCGCCUGCUGACCAGAGAUGAGCAGAUCAUUCUUGGAGUCCUGCUGUCAUUUUUCCUGGCAUUGUUUUUAAUUCUGAUUAUAUACGGAUCUGUCAGGAUCCACCGCAGGCAGAAGGAAGGUGGGACGUACUCUCCACGCGAGGCUGAGAUCAUUGAGACCAAGUUCAAGCUGGAUCAGCUCAUUGCAGUGGCCGACCUGGAGCUCAAAGAGGAGAAGAUUAACCGGCUGCUAAGUUACAGGAAAUCUCUCAAGUAAGUGAAGGAGACAUCUAUGGUUGAUUGAUUUUCUUCCUGGUGUGUUUCAUAAUUGGACAUUUUCUGCUGUGUGUUUCAGGAGCUGCCGAAGCUGCUUCAGGAUCUGGCCACAUCAGACGCUGACCUGCCGUGGAAUCGCUCCAAAAAUCGCUUCACAAACAUUAAACCCUAUAACAAUAGCCGAGUGAAGUUACUGUCUGAGCCAGGAAUGCCGGGGUCGGACUACAUCAAUGCCAGCUUCGUCUCUGGCUAUCUCUGUCCUAAUGAGUUUAUAGCCACUCAGGGUCCUCUGCCUAGUACUGUCGCUGACUUCUGGAGGAUGAUUUGGGAGACGGGGACCAAAACCAUCGUCAUGCUCACUCAAUGCUUUGAGAAGGGCCGGAUCCGCUGUCAUCAGUACUGGCCAGAAGACAAUAAACCCGUCACUGUUUUUGCUGAUAUCAUAAUCACUAAACUCACAGAAGACGUGCAUCCUGAUUGGACGGUCCGGGCACUCAGAGUAGAGAGGCACGGAAGUUACAUGAUUGUUCAUCAUUUUAACUACACCUCAUGGCCAGAACACGGCGUUCCGGAGUCCAGCUCCACACUCAUCCAGUUUGUCAAAGCGGUUCGCUCACACAGAAGCCAUGACAACACAACCAAUGUGGUCCACUGCAGUGCUGGUGUGGGCAGGACUGGAGUGUUCAUUGCCCUGGAUCAUCUCAUUCAGCAUGUGAGGGAUCAUGAUUUUGUGGAUAUAUAUGGCCUGGUCGCAGAGCUGCGCAGUGAGAGGAUGUGCAUGGUGCAAAACCUGGCUCAGUACAUGUUUCUGCAUCAGAGCACUCUGGAUCUGCUGUCUGCAAAAGGAAACAGUCAGUCCAUAUGGUUUGUAAAUUACUCCGCUCUGGAGAAGAUGGACUCGCUGGAUGCGAUGGAGGGUGAUGUAGAAUUGGAGUGGGAAGAGACGACUAUGUAACAGGGACGUUGUUUCCUGUCAGUCUGUGAGGAGACAUGGGACACACUCAUUAAAAAUCCAGACGCUGGGACAUUGGACCCUGUGGCCAA